GAAAGGAGACUAAAUGGAUAAAAAGAUUGACGAUGCAAGGAAUACAUUUUUUCCACGUUCGGUUUAAUUUCAAUUGUAUUUCUUUUCGGUAGAAAUGUCUAUCUCAAUGUUGCUUAUGAGUGAAAAGCGUGAACUCUUAUCAAAAAACUUACGCACACACGCGGGCUUUUCUCUUAGAAAUAAAUUUACCGAGUGCGUUUACGAGUUGUCGUCGUGAAAGCUUUCUGGGACUGAAUCCUUUGAGGAAAGCUUUAGACAACAAACCAUGAGAGGAAGAGAGUUAAUUAUCAAAUUGCAAGGUAAAGCGAAAUACCAAAGAAAAGUUCCUCUGUGUUUAUAGAGCCAGUAUAAACAUAAAAGAGAUCACUGGAUAAAACGAACAUGAUAAUUAUAUAUAUCGAUACUCGUUUAACACACCUAUCGAAAACAUUCACCUUUAGCAAUAAAUAAAAUAAAAUAAAACUUCGUUCAAUGAAAUAAGAAUAAAGAAUGAAGCAGUAAUAACAUAUAACGCUCAAAUACCACUAUAAAUUAAAUUAAAAGUUCAUAUAGGACCGAUAUAUUGAAUCGAGACAGAAAGAAGAAGCGUAUCUUGAGAAACAUUUCGAAAAUAGAGAAUAACGAAAACAUUGUAAAUAACUCCAUUCACUAUUGUAGAAGCUGACCAUUUAUUUAUAACUUAGAUCGUUCACCUCAAGAAUUUUGUUGACACGUACGAAUAGAAACAACUCCAUUGCACGAUGAGAAACGAGUGCCGGUUCGGUCCAUCCUAUUUUUCUUCCACUACGGAAGAUUAAAAAUUUAUAACAUGGGACAUUCCCUUACAGUACCUUCCUUCCUUCUUUUCUAUUUUCUACUAUCUUCUCCCUAGAACCAGUAUAAAUAAAGAAGAAAAAAGAUCUAUAGAAACGUUGCCAACGUCGGACAUUGAUACGAGCAUAAUGAAACGUUAUAAUAAAACGAUUUGCAAGCUUCAACUGAUGCAAUAUGCAAGUCAUUAAAUGCAAAAGGAUGUAUCUACCAAAUGCAAAUAUCGAUUGGUCACGCACUUGCAUAUCAGCAGUAGUGGCACAGCCGUACAAUAACAGUAUCAAUCCAGCAGCCACAAACAGGCUCAGAGUCGGCCGACAAAAUGAAAUCAUAAGGCGGUACAUGUGUCCUAUAGGAUUCUUCCGAUUGAAAAGAUAUUGCUAUUACUUAAGCGGAGGUACAGCACCUUGGAGAGAGGCCUAUUUUCACUGCAAAGAUAGAAACGCCACUCUAGCGAUUCUCGAUAGAAAUGGUAAAGAUCGAAUGCUAAGGAAAUACUUGUCGAGCGAUCAAUUCACGAAAUUAGAGAGAUGGAUCGGUGGAAUAUACAAUUGGCAGCAAAUGGCUUGGGAAUGGGGAGUGACCGGGGAGAAAGUGGUGUUCCAAAAUUUUGGUUUGCCUCAAUCUAACCACUCUAAACAACAAUAUGCAUGGCACUGCAUCACGAUCGAUCCCACGUUAAGGUAUAAAUGGAGCCCACGAAGUUGCGUCGAACGAAAACACUACGUGUGCGAAGUGCCAGCUGGACGUAUAGUUAGAAGACGUAAAAAAACGGUAGAUCCCUACGCACCGCAAAACCAAAGAUUGAAACCUCGAAAGAAGAGCAAGAAGUACUCGAAAGAACAGAAAAAAUCAAACAAACAGAACAAAAAACGAAGUGGAUGGAGAAAGAAGCACGCGGAACAAUAUUCAGAUUGGGCGCAUGGUGUGAAUGUAGGUUCAAGGCCACCUAGCGUUAAAGGAUUGUACCCGAGGACAAGAAUGCGACAUCACUCGAACAGAACUCAACUGAAUUAUCCACAAGUGGCACAGAUUUUGCCUCAAGGACGAGAAUAUAGUGCAUUCGCACCUGAUACGCCCAGUAACGGUCCACAAAGUCUAACAGCCAUAAACAACAUUUUGCCACAAAUCCCUAGCAAAAUGAACAACCUAGCGAGCGAAGAAGUUAUUUUAAAGCCAUAAACAAAACGCUAUUUAUUUUAACUCUUUGUUUGGUUGCUUUAAUCAUCGAUCAUUAUUGUUCUAAAGGAUCAUUUUGUAUCUACGUUUCACACUUUCUUCCAUCCUACAUUUUGCUAGAAAUUUAAGUAAUCGAGACUUUCAUUCGGCCAAAUAAAGAGUUAUAAUUUUCGUUUCGUUUCGUUUCGAAUUUGUGGAUGAUAAAGUUAUUUAGGCGCUACUAAAGUCGAGCAUAGACUGAGAUAUAAUUUAUUCGGCUCAAAACAGUCUCUUCUUAUGUUCCUCUCUUUCUAAAUAGACGUUAGAUUCUUGAAGAUGUACUUGUCUAGUUAAUAACGUUACCUCGAAUCGGUAGAGUAAUAACUUCAAUGUUCGUGUAUCGUGUACGAUGUGUGUUUAGAUUUCAUUUUGUAUUUUUUUAUUUAAUUAAUCUGCAUGAAACGCGGAUCGUCCAUUAGCGAGCUAUAUUUGCAAUGUUAGUUUUUGCUUGUCGCUAAGUAUUACGGCAUUCGAAGGCAUUUAUACGAAGAAACAAAUUAUAAAACGCAAAACUACAAUGAAAUAUAAGAUAGAAUUAUCUAAUUGCAAAUGUACUUUUUAAAAAUUUAUUUUAAUUAAUAACUUGUUGUAGAAAAAUUAUUUAUUCAACGUCUUUUUUUAAUUUAUUUUUCGUUAUUAAAAAAUGAUUCUUAAAGAAAUAAGUUCUAAAAUAUUUCUUGAAUGAAUGCCUUCGGUUUAUUGUAGCGCGAGAAAGCACUUUAAAACUAUGGAUUUAUUUUUUGCGCUAACUAAAUGUUUAAAACCAUAGUGCAAUCAUAGCAGCAGAUAAUAUAUCACAAAUAGUCAAACUGCUUAAAUAUCGAUAAUUGUAUGUUGACUAUACCUAAAUUUUCAGACAUACGUAUAUCACUACCAAUGGAUAAUGCACUGACUGCAUAUCAAUGUUAGUCGAAAAAUAUCAGAAAAAAAUAUAUAUGCAUAUAAUAUUUGAUGUUUAUCUAGAACGCAUUAUUUAGUAUAUGUUAUCAGUAUAUAUCGAUAUAAAUUUCCCAAGACUUUUAUUUUUUAUGCUUUAAUUUAAUGAUAUUGUAUAUACAUAUAAGUACCGCUAGAAUAAAACCUUUUUACGGCCGGAACGUUUCAGGAUUUAUAAGUUGAUAAAAAAGAUUAUACGUUUAAUUAUAAGCUAAGUGAUUCGAAAAAUAUUGUGUGAUGUACUUAAACAUUUAUAUUUACGUACAUUACAUUCUUAUUUACAUGUUAAUCUGUAUUCGUACAAUGUUACUUCAAAAUUAAAAAAACCCAUUCGCCAUUAAAUUGUAUAAUACUUGAAACUCCACGAUUAAUUCGUGAAGAAUUAAGUUUUGUUUAUAAAAUACCCAAAUUAUUGAAACAUAUCUUCUACAUUUAACACGAUGUACAUUACGUCAAUAAAGAUUCUAUGUCAAAUCA
Bombus pyrosoma is the source of this 3441-nucleotide messenger RNA. RefSeq lists its product as uncharacterized. The coding region runs from base 988 to 1992 and encodes 334 amino acids. Lineage: Eukaryota; Metazoa; Arthropoda; Insecta; Hymenoptera; Apidae. The record is from RefSeq and is a predicted model, not a curated record. The transcript is spliced from 5 exons.